Messenger RNA from Notolabrus celidotus (New Zealand spotty), 1386 nucleotides. It is a transcript of the gene rtca, whose product is annotated as RNA 3'-terminal phosphate cyclase. The transcript is spliced from 11 exons. Gene Ontology annotation, molecular function: RNA-3'-phosphate cyclase activity. Gene Ontology annotation, biological process: RNA processing. Bases 147 to 1238 code for a protein of 363 amino acids. Gene Ontology annotation, cellular component: nucleus. NCBI's taxonomy places the organism in Eukaryota, Metazoa, Chordata, Actinopteri, Labriformes, Labridae. The record is from RefSeq and is a predicted model, not a curated record.
AGGCGACCGGAAGUGUCAGUCCUCCUGCAGUGUGAGGUUCAGUGAAGUUAGAAGUUUUCAGAGAAGAAGAAACAGAAGAAGAUAAACUGAGCAGCACUAAGCAGUCUGAACCUCUCAGAGUUUAAAGUGUUCUCUAAGUUGAGUAGAUGGAGUCCGCGAUGCAGAUAGACGGCAGUGUGAUGGAGGGGGGCGGGCAGAUCCUCAGGGUGUCCGCGGCGCUCAGCUGCAUCACCGGAACCGCCAUCAAAAUAUCCCAAAUCCGAGCCGGCAGGAGCACACCGGGGCUCAGACCACAGCACCUGAGCGGCCUGCAGCUGGUCUCGGAUCUGUGUUCAGGAAAUCUGCAGGGCGCCACCAUCGGAUCCACAGACAUCAGUCUGACUCCAGGAAAGAUCCGGUCUGGAGACCACACAGCUGACACACAGACAGCAGGGAGUGUGUGUCUCCUCAUGCAGGUGGCACUGCCCUGUGCUCUGUUUGCUGACUCAUCCUCACAGCUUUGUCUGAAGGGAGGAACCAAUGCAGAGAUGGCUCCUCAGAUCGACUACACAGUCAAGGUGUUUAAACCAAUUGUGGAGAAGUUUGGCAUCAAUUUUGACUGCGACAUCAGAAUGAGGGGGUACUACCCUAAAGGUGGAGGUGAGGUGAUGGUGACGGUGAACCCUGUCAAAGAACUGCAGCCCGUCAACAUGAUGGAGAGAGGAAACAUCACCAAAAUCUAUGGCCGGACGUUUGUUGCUGGGGUGCUGCCCUUCAAAUUGGCUAAAGACAUGUCGACAGCUGCUGUUCGGACCAUCAGGAAGGAAAUCAAAGAGCUGUACGUCAACAUCCAGUCACUGCAGGAGAAAGACAAAGCCUAUGGCAGCGGCAAUGGCAUCAUAAUCAUCGCUGAGUCGUCCACAGGUUGUGUGUUUGCAGGGUCCGCUCUAGGAAAGAAAGGUGUGUAUGCAGAUAAAGUGGGUAUGGAAGCUGCAGAGAUGUUGCUCAGAAACAUUCGAAAUAACGGCUGUGUGGACGAGUUCCUGCAGGAUCAGCUUAUCAUCUUCAUGGCAUUAGCAAAGGGAAAGUCUCGGAUUCGAACCGGCCCAGUGACGCUGCACACACAGACUGCCAUCCAUGUGGCGGAGCAGCUGACUCAGGCAAAGUUCACGAUCACAAAGUGUGAAGACGAGCUGAGCACCAACGAAACCUACAUCAUAGAGUGUGAAGGAUCAGGAGUUACAAACCCCCACCUGUAGCAAUCUCUCACAUACACUCACAUACACACUCUGUCGCCCUCUAUCUCUCUCUGUGGACCCUGUAGAUGCUCUGUCAUGGCCGUCUCUCAGCUUCUCUUACAGGGUGUUUCUUGAUUCUUCGAUGCUUGAAUAAAGAAAUAAAACCGCG